Messenger RNA from Zootermopsis nevadensis, 4294 nucleotides. RefSeq names its product COPII coat complex component secretory 31 (gene Sec31). Gene Ontology annotation, biological process: endoplasmic reticulum to Golgi vesicle-mediated transport; COPII-coated vesicle cargo loading; endoplasmic reticulum organization. Gene Ontology annotation, molecular function: protein binding; structural molecule activity. NCBI's taxonomy places the organism in Eukaryota, Metazoa, Arthropoda, Insecta, Blattodea, Termopsidae. Gene Ontology annotation, cellular component: COPII vesicle coat; endoplasmic reticulum exit site. The record is from RefSeq and is a predicted model, not a curated record.
UAAUAACUAGAAAUCUUCACUACAGGAUUCGCUAGCAUACUGAAACCCAGAUCGCCACGUUGGAAGUACUGUGUUGUCGAUGUAUUUGUGGAGUUGGAAGUAGUGUAUUAGUGAUAUUGUUUUGUGUUAGAAGUGGGUUAAAUUGAAUAAACAGAAAAAUGAAGGUGAAAGAAAUAGAGAGGACUGCGAAUGUGUCCUGGUCUCCUGCUGCCCAACACCCAGUUUUGCUAGCAGCAGGAACAGCAGCGCAACAGUUGGAUGCAUCUUUUAGUACGACGGCAGCACUUGAAAUAUAUUCCCUGAACUUGACAGAACCAGGUUUGGAUAUGGAACUACGGACUUCAUUACCCAGUGAUUAUAGGUUCCACAAGAUUGCGUGGGGAUGCUAUGGGUUUGGGAAAGAAUAUGGGAAUGGCAUUAUUGUUGGUGGGUGUGAUGGUGGGUGUAUUCAGGUAUAUAAUGCAGCCAAGGUGCUGGCUGGAGAAGAGGGCCUCGUGGCACGUCGGGACAAGCAUACUGGCCCUGUCCGAGCACUGGAUUUCAAUCCUUAUCAGGCAAAUCUGCUAGCAAGUGGAGCUUCAGAGUCUGAAAUUCUUAUAUGGGACUUGAACAGUACAGACACGCCAAUGCUUCCGGGGGCAAAGUCUCAACCAACUGAUGAUGUACUCUCUAUUUCUUGGAACCGACAAGUGCAGCAUAUUCUAGCUUCAACAUUUGCCCCUCGCUGUGUGGUUUGGGACUUACGGAAAAAUGAACCUAUUAUCAAACUUACUGACAGUACAUCACGAAUUCGUUGGAAGGUCGUCGCAUGGCAUCCAGAGGUAGCGACACAACUUUGUCUCGCGUCAGAGGAAGAUCAGAGUCCCGUUAUCCAACUGUGGGAUUUACGAUUUGCAACAUCUCCACUCAAAGUGCUAGAAAAUCAUCAGAGGGGUGUACUGUCAAUUGCAUGGUGCCGCCAAGAUCCGGAUCUGCUUGUGAGUUGUGGGAAGGACAAUCGUAUCUUAUGCUGGAACCCAAAUAGCAGCGUGCCAGGCGGAGAAGUAGUGUGUGACCUUGCAACAGCGAACCAGUGGAACUUUGAUGUGUCGUGGUGCCCACGAAACCCAGCGCUGAUUGCCAGCUGCAGCUUUGAUGGACAUGUAAGCGUAUACUCCCUGACUGGCGGGCAACAGCAGGUUCAAACAAGCAACAAGAUUGCUGAUUCAUUUCCUGGUAUGGACGCGUAUGUACAAGCUCCUGUUCCACAACAGCAACAGCAGAGUCCAGUCGAUCUCCGUAAACCUCCAAAAUGGCUCAGGAGACCCGUGGGAGUGUCAUUUGGUUUUGGCGGUAAACUGGUGUCAUUUACCAACGAGGCAAUUCGGGCUGGACAGACUGGCGUGAUGCACGCGGUGUACGUGAGUCAGGUGGUGACAGAGCCGGGACUGAUCGCCCGUUCUAACCAGUUUGAAUCGGCUUUGCAGUACGGCAAGUAUGCCGACUUCUGCCAAGUCAAGAUUUUAUCCAGCACGGUACCUCAUGAGCGCUCUCUUUGGAACUUUCUUCGUGCCAGCUUUGAGACUAACACGCGUGCCGAACUCCUUAGCUUACUGGGUUUUAAACCAGAUGAAAUAAAUAGCAAGCUUGGUAGAUAUAUUGGUAAGCCUGCUAAUGCUGGUCCUGCUGGAGAUGUGGAUGGAUUAAGUGACAGGGUGGGAGCACUCGGACGUGACAGUGACUCUGAUGGAGAGGCAGAUUGCUCUGAAAGUCCUCAGUCUACCUCCGUGUUGCCAGAUGGAGAUGCGAGCGCAGCAUUUGACAUGAUUGCGGCAGCUUCGAGUCUUCAUACAAAUAAAGUGGCUGAGAUCCCGGCUGACCCAUUCAAAAUAUCAAUUGCAGAUGAUGCAGAAGGACUGAUCUGUCAGGCACUCUUACUGGGCAACACAGAGGCUGCAGUUGAACUGUGUCUCCAGAACGGACGUAUGGCAGAUGCUAUCAUCCUGGCCAUGACUGGUGGUAGCGAUCUCUUGGCUAAGACCCAGUAUCGUUACUUUCAGCAAACAAACGGUUACCUUUCAACAAUAAUCUCUGCGGUAGUGACAGAAGACUGGAGUCAGGUGAUCAGAGCAUGUGAAGUUGAAAGCUGGAAGGAAGCCUUAGCAGCCGUGCUGACGUACACAAGGAAUGAGGAGUUUCCUGCCCUCUGUGAGCUGCUGGGAGAACGGCUGGAAGCUGAGGGUAAAGGCACUUUGUCUCUGAAUGCACAGCUGUGCUACAUUUGUGCUGGCAACCUGAAUAAACUUGUGGAGAGUUGGACGGCAGCAGAGAAGAUUGACACUCCAGCCAAGCUGCAGGACUUGGUGGAGCUGGUGGUGUUGCUGCGCAAAACAGUGGAGCAGCAGGGGCGGACCGUGGAGGUGUCUGGCAAGUUAGCCGAGGUGUUGUCGCAUUAUGCUGCCGUGCUUGCUUCGCAGGGAAACACGACGACUGCUCUCACAUACUUGCAGAACUCCGAAGAUGAACAGAUGGUGCUUUUGCGUGAUCGUUUAUACCGAGCACUUGGCCUCGGUCCAGCCUACCAGCAGCAGCCACAGCCGCAGCAGCAACAGCAACAGCAACGAGCUGUGUCGCACAGUUUUGGCAGGUUACCUGCAGUUACUCAGCAACCCACUUUCUCUUCCCAGCAGCAAUCAUCUGUACUGUAUGGACAAAAAUACAGUGCACCCGCAGUUCAGUCUUCAUUGUUCCCCGCCCAGCAACCACAAACAGCAGCAAAACCAUUUAAUAGUCCGACUGUACCAAAUUUCUACCCGGCAAACUCUGUUGCGAAACCUAGCACUCCGCAGCAAUUUACCCAGACAGUGGUGCCACCCAAGCCUUUUUCUCCUGCUCCACCAUCGUCAGCAGCAUCCCAGACACACGAUGGAUUUGGAAAUCCCAGUCAACUCAGCGCUCAAGCUGUUUCUGGUGCCCUUAAUCAGUCUGGUUCUACUUCAUCAUAUGCUAGGUCCUACUCACCAUUGAAACAAGAUGUUUAUGAGAAUGCCUGGGAAUCAGCCCAGAUUAGGGAUAACUCUUCAAACUUUUUAAGGUGGAGUGGAGGUAGCGCCACUUCUCGCAAGCCGUAUCUACGCGACCCGUCCGUACAGACUGGACCACAGUAUGGUGGUACAGGGAGCAUGUACCCUGGCGGUUUCAAUGCAACGCCUGUACCAAACAACCCAGCGGUACCAUCAUAUCCUAACCAGCCUGCCAAUACAUUGUAUCCAGCCGCAGAUAUUUACAAUCCUGCAGAUAACGUAAAUGCUCAGCCUAGCGGUGUGACCCCAGGUGUUCCUCCAGUGAAUACUCCACCUGGUUGGAAUGAUCCACCGAUACUGAGGGAUUCAUCUCGGAUCCAGGCUGUUCGCUCUGAGCCAAUUGUAGAAAUGUCUGCUGAACAUGCUGGCACCAGAAAAUGGAAAAGCAUAAUAUUUAAGAAGCCAAAAGCAGACUCUUUGCCACAGAAUCCCAUCACACAUCCGCUGUAUGGUGCUGUACCACAAGAAUCAGCUCCGCCCAUGGUACAAAAUAUGGCUGUGAAUGGUGGCUAUGUUGACCCGCUGGUUGGGGCUCCAUACCAACCCCAGCAAUCAUACCUGCAGCACCAGGCAUACCCACAGCAACAGCAACAGCAGCAGCAGCAGCAGCAUUUGUCCCCUGUAGCCCCUGCUAAAGUUGCUGAGCCCCCCAAGCCAAAAGGACCUAUCCCUGAGGAGCACAUGUACCUGCAGACGGUAUUUGAGGAACUACGGAACAGGUGCUCGUGUACUACAAACAGUGCGCAACUAAAACGGAAAUUAGAAGAUGUAUCUAGGAAGUUGGAGAUCCUUUAUGAUGCCCUGAGGGAAUCCAAGCUUUCUCCAUCCACAUUGCAAGGCCUACAUCAGAUAGUCCAGAUGGUGCAGAUUGGUGACUAUACUGGUGGUCUGGCCCUUCACACGCAACUAGUAUCUGGCUCAGACUUCUCGCAGAUUGCUAAUUUCAUGCCUGGACUUAAGGUACUUCUACAGUCCGCUAUGCUGCUUCAAGUCUAUCUGCAGUGAAUCCCGUUGUAAAUUUACCUGCGUGACGGGAAUAAUUGUGAAACUCAAUUGCAGUUUGCAAGUCCUGUGAAAGGUAACUGCAGAUGAACAUAUUCAUAACAUUAUACUUCAUGCGUGUUAGAUCCAUGUCACCUAAUACUACUUGUUAGACUAAUACUAUUACUGCAUCAAUUCAGAAAUGCUGGUAUGAUGUUCAUUUUAAAUACAUGUUACAGUGAAAUUUUGCA